AAUUAUUCGCGGCGAGAGAUCCGCACUCCGCGGAGUCGUGCCUUACGUUCUGUGCGCGUCAACAUCAGCUGUUGUUUCGCUGUCGCGUGAAAUGACAGUUUCGUGGAGGUUCAUAAUGUGGAAAUCGUUUUCGUGAGGGUGCUUCUUCAUCUACCGCGGAGGUGAGCCGUAUCUGAUCUUUUUCUCCUAGUAAGAUGAACGGGAGCUUGGGAAUAAUGCGCGGACCAGAGCAACAUCCUCAGAGAUUCGCGGAUUAUUUUGUCAUAUGCGGAUUAGACAAAGAUUCAGGCCUAGAGCCAGACAAGUAUUUCGGCGACUCCUUACAAUGUACUCCUCUGGAUCGAGCGUAUAAAAGCAAAGUUUUGGGGCAUUAUCCUGAUUCUGUACCAUGGAACCCCUUCGACGAACACGCUGUGUGCAUGCUCUGCUUGCCGAGCGGCCUGAGAUUCCGAACCCAGAAACACUCGGUGGAACCAACGUUUCACUCGUUCGUGCUUACCAAGGAGGACGGACACAGAACCUACGGGUUUAGUCUUGUUUUCUACGAGGAGUGCCGAAAUCGCAAGAUAUGCGCGGCUAUGCAAACUCUGCAAGCGAUGCACAUCACAGAACUGAGCAGCGGGCAAAACGGUACACCACCAACGGCAAGAAAAGGCCAGGAUGGACAUAACACGCGAUCGUUGCCACGGCAUUUCAAGCUAUCAGCACAUUCGCCAGGUGCUGCGUUAGGCUACUACGACUCCACCAAAGACAAGUUGCUAGUGACUAAAUCGAUAUCCUUGCUAUGCCAGCAGCCUUACCUCCAUGCCGCGAAAACGUUCCUGACUAAUCUCUACAAAUGUGUUCCUAGACAUCCAGGACCUGGUCUUAGUUUAGAGUCAUACGUAUACAAUUUGCUGUACAAUGUGCCGGUACCAUUGCCUGGAAAGUCGUUAAAGUUCUUCAUUCCCAAUGACGAGCCAGCGAAAUCGCCAUUAGAGCUGGUUAUCCAUCAGCCAACGCCAUCGCAGGAGUUACAGAUGCUAGAUUACCCUCUGAAGGAUAUAUUCACAUGGCUUGGAGCGGAUUGCGUGAUUCAAUUGUUUACAUGUGUCCUAUUGGAGAAUCAAGUAUUACUCAGAAGUUCAGAUUUCCACAAGUUGAUGGUGGUAUCCGAAUGCAUAACGGCGCUUCUCUUUCCGUUUUCCUGGCAACAUGUGUACGUGCCGAUAUUGCCUGCCAGUUUACAUCAUUUCUUGGACGCGCCGGUACCAUUUAUAAUGGGUUUGCACGCGCAAAGUGAGGGCGGUGUAUUGAAAAUUGCCAGCGAAGCAAAUCUUUGUUAUGUAGAUAUAGAUAAGCAAAGUAGCCAAUUUCCAGAAGAGUUACCUGUAUUUCCACAUAAAAUGCAAUUUAUUGCCGAGAUUAGAGCUCUCUUAAACAAGUACAAAGUACCACACGCGGGAAAGACUGAUAACACGGUCAUAAAUCAUUAUAACGGUGACAUUAUGACUAGUAGUUUGACGCUUCCUGGUUCUGGAUGUCAUCUUCCUCGCAGAAAACAUUCGUUACACGAUGUCUUGGAUUGGAAUCGACCGGAACCAACGCCACAAUCAGACACGUUACAAAGGAUAGUAGAUAUCGCUAAAAGAACUGGAGUGAACGUGGAAGAUAUCGAUUCAGUGGAAGAUAACGUGAAAGAGCAGAUACUCUCACCUCAAGAAGAAUAUCAAGAAAUGCUUAUGUUUAACAAUGCCAUUAGAGAGAUUUUUCUGAACCGUUUUGUACAGAUUUUUUCUAAUUACGAACACUUCGUUAUUCAACCAAGUCAGGACAAAGAUGAAUGGUUGAAUAAUAGGGAUAGUAUGCAUGUUUUUGAUAAGGCUACAUUUUUAUCUGACCAACCCACACAGCAUUUGCCAUUUUUAUCAAGGUUUCUAGAAACACAAAUGUUCGCAUCUCUUGUCGACAGCAAAGUUAUGUCAACGUGGAGUGAGCUUGACUUUAACACACGAGUUUUUGAUCAAAGAAUUUCUCUCUUAAGGAAAAAAGUUGGAGAAGGUAUUGUAAGAUCGACACGUUAUGAACCUUGUACAAGUAUUGAAGAAUCGCAAAAGGUAUUGGAACAAAGAUUGACAAACGUAGAUUUUGAAACGAAUCCACCUACAGAGAUCGUUCCUCAUAGAGCAGCGUAUUUUCGAAGCUUUCCCUUGUUAGAUAGUGUAGCAUUAAAUAAGGAGCCAACUCAAAGUAUACUUCGUAGUCGGAGAGGUCAGACUCAGUGGAAGUAUAAAAUGAAAUCUAUGGAGUCAAAUGGGAAAACUUCAGUACCUCAAGAAACACAAUCACCUCGACCUCAAACUAAGCUUUCUGCAGAUAUGAGUCCAGCAUUAAUAGCACAAGCAAAUUGGACAUUUGUUGAAAAAUUGCUCAAAGAUUGUAAAUCAAAAACAAAAAGAAUGUUGGUUGAAAAAAUGGGUUCUGAAGCCGUUGCAUUAGGUCAUGGCGGUGAAUCGUUAUCCGAUGUCGAAGAAAAUACGCUAGUUGCCAGUCUCUGUGAUCUCCUAGAACGAGUUUGGAGUCAUGGAUUGCAAAAUAAACAAGGGAAAAGCGCUCUUUGGUCGCAUCUUGCCAUGUAUCAAGAAGAAGAGUGCAAUGACCCGAGUAAACCAAUAGAUCCUAAUUUUCUUUCUCCUGCCAAAAAAUCACCAAGUAGCUUUUUUGGAUUACCAGAGCGUUUAAUUUCAUCCUUAAAGGGCAAAAAUAUUUUUGAAAUUGCUUCUUAUAUCAAGGAGAAUUUUAAUGAUCUACCAAACCUGGCAUUGGAGAUCGACUCGCCUACACGAGGCACGGACAAGCACAAGUCUCCUGGCGACAGAAAAAUUGGCCCUGAACAUUUGAGGCCUUUGCCUAAUUCUUUGCUUUUUGAUAUUCGGAAUGUGCAGGCAAUGACUGAUAUUAAAACGCAUAUUGGGUAUGCUAGAGCCUGGGUUCGAUUAGCACUUGAAAAGAAACUUCUUUCUCGUCACUUGAAAACUUUAUUAUCAGAUACCAGAUUGUUAAGAAGUCAAUAUAAGCGCUCGGCAUUUUUGCGUUGCGAAGAAGAAAAGGAACAAUUCUUAUACCAUCUUUUAACUUUGAAUGCUGUCGAUUAUUUCUGCUUUACAAACAAUUAUCCAACUACGAAAUUGCCAUACAGGGUCGUUAUAUUUCCUAGUCGAAAAGCUAGCGCAGCUACUACUUCGGCAAACAGUUGGAUCGCUAUUUCUGGCACAUUGUGUGAAACAAAUCCAGUGCCAAUUCCCAAGGGAGCAUUGGAAUUUGUGUUUCAUCAUAAGAAUUUGGGCGUGCUCUCUACAUUACGUAUAGGACAUGACAAUACAGGUCUUUCGCCAAAAUGGAUGGUAGAACAUGUUGUGGUGAGAAAUGAAGUUACAGGGCACACAUUUAAAUUCCCUUGUGGUAGAUGGCUUGGCAGAGGUAUUGAUGAUGGAUCUACUGAAAGAUUAUUAGUAGGUGCCCUGGUACCACGUAAUAUCGAUAGUGAAGAAUUGGUUGAAUCAUGUUCAACACCACCAAGAUGUAGGUCUCCUAGUAUACCUAGACGUCCUAUAGUGUCUCAAGUCGAACUGCAACAUAUGUUAGGAGAAUCCGUAAACGCUAUUGUCAAAUUCCACUAUAGAAGAGAAUGUCAGGAUGGUUCUUUAACUGCUUUACUUUGUGGAGAAGGUGGUCUUGUGCCAUCUUUAGAGCAGAUAUUUUUAUUUGGUUUCAAGAAUCAAAGAAUAUUUGGGAAAAAUUUUUACGUUUGGGAUUAUCUCUUACGUGUAAAAGAAAAUUUUGAAAUUUCUUUGCUGGAAGAAAUGGACGAAUAUUCACAGAGGCUGAAUAAAGAUAGACGAAUUCACGUAGAGAACAAUCAAAGAUUUACAACUUUAAGAUGUUAUUGUCAUCUUAUUGAUCAAAUUAACUUAUUCAGUCAAACUCUUGGUAAAGAUGGAAAAUUUCAGUUAUUCAUUUGCUUAGCAGCAAGAGAACAGCUUCUUCAUUCAAUGCUUCGGCCAAUGAGUGAAGCACGCUCUACUGCAGACAUGUAUGAAGAAACUUCUUUCUUAAGAAAUACUACAUUAUUAAAUUUCCUUAUUCACAUUCUUGAACCAUUAAGCGAAUUUCACAUUGUCCUUGAAAAGAGCUUGACUCAUGGAAUUUCUAGUAUAUGUUAAUUUAUCAUAAACAUUCCAAUAAUUAGGAUACAUUUCUUUAAAACAGCACAAUUUAUAAAAUUCUAAAUAAUACGAGGCGAACAGGAUAAAUGUUAUAGUAUUGGAAAAAUGAUGAACUUUGUAAAACCCUACUAUUAAGGAUCUAAGAGAAAUUUAAUAAUGCAAAUGAAGACUGUUAUGCUGAUGUAAAAUAGUCGUUUUUAAAUGAUGAAUUAUUUGACAGAAAGUUGAUAUAUGAGUGAUAACGAAAACAAAGAUCUUUCUCUGUUCCGAAAGUUGAUGAUAUUGAUAACAAUAAGAGUUCAGUGCAAAGAUAGAUGAUCUAAUUUCGCCCAUCUUGCCGUAGAUAAUUGAUAGAGAAACUAGUUAAGAUUGUUGAAACUGACGUAUCGUGUACCAAAGAUGUGAUCCUAUUAGUUAUUACUAUUAGUAUUAUUGAUAUUAUUAUUACUAAGGAUUUAGUUUUUUUACAAUUUUUGCCGUAAGCAGAAUAUCUAAAGAGCGUGCAAACAACGUACAUUGCAAUAAUUAAUAAGUUAGACAAGAUAAAUAUCAAUUUUGUACGUUCCAUUAUUUAUUACAUUAAUCGAAAUCAUUAAUAAUAGGAAAUAUAAUGUCGAGAGAAAUAUUAGAAUAUGAAAAAAUUUACGAUUUGUUAAUUUUAAUCUUUCUCCAUUCUCAUAAAUAAUAUUAUGUUAAAUCAUGAAAAUGGUCGAUUAAUUUUUUAAUACGUUGUUUAUACACACUUGUGAACAGAUACCUGCAUUAUUAGUUAAUACUACUUCUUUUACCUUUUUUUUUUUUUUAUCAAAUAUGAUCGAAGAUUUUUUUAUUUUUACUUAUACGAGUACUGAGCUACAAGAAACAAUAAUGUCAAAGUUUAAGAUUUAAUAUUAGCAAUUUAUAUUUCUUCUCUUGGAAAAUUUGAAAUUCAAUUAGUGUAUUGUAGUUCGAGUCGAAAUCAGAAGCACGUAAUAUAUUAUGAGAAACAUUUAUGCGCAUAUUCAAGAAAAAAUGGACCAAUCGAUUUAAUCAUUUAUUACAAGUUUCGAAGUUUGACAAUUGAUUUUUAACGUGCAAGCUGCUUCUUCGAAGUUUUAAUGUAAUUGAUGAUCAAGAUAAGCAGAAUACUCCACUAAUUUGAAGAAAUAGCUUUCAGAGUACAAUUUUAUCGCUAGCAUUUCACUGACAUUCAAUACCACAUCCCAUUGCUAAAAAUUGUUCUUUGGUAUUAUUAGCCAGUGUACUAUUGCUCAUUCUUUGUAAAGCACGUGUGAAUAAUAUUUUUGUCAUAAGCUUUAAUGUUUAACGAGUUUAUUUGGGUAUACUACAAUUUUUGAAAAAAUCUUAACAAUUUCAAUAAUACUAAAUUUUUGGGAGUUUCGUUUUACUUUCUUGCUAUUUUAUUCUAAUAUUAAACACAGUUAAAAUUAGACAUUAAAUUUAAUUUUAAAUAAAGAAUUACUAACUCUAAAGAAUUUUAAGCAUUGAUAAAAUAUUUCGUUAAGUAAAAAAAUUUAAUACAACUAUUUCUCAUUUUCAAUUCACCUUAAAUUUAAUAUCUUUUGUAUCUAAUUUUUUAAAAAAUAUUAAUUUCAAGGAGAAAUAAUUUUAAAUAUCUUUUGUUGAUGACUGUAACCAUAAAAUAUACAAGGUUCCAAAGUCAAAACAUCAAGUAUGUAUUCACACGUGUUCAUUGUGUACACACCUUAAAUUUAAUAUCUUUUGUAUCUAAUUUUUUAAAAAAUAUUAAUUUCAAGGAGAAAUAAUUUUAAAUAUCUUUUGUUGAUGACUGUAACCAUAAAAUAUACAAGGUUCCAAAGUCAAAACAUCAAGUAUGUAUUCACACGUGUUCAUUGUGUACAUUCAUGACAUUGAUACAUAUUAAGAAAUAAUUUAUAGCGAGUCUCUCGCACCUGUGGCCAAAUUUAAAAGUUUACCGUGUCAUCUUUUACAUAGAUUCAUGGAUGUAAAACUUUAAUUCUAAUCUCUGUUAACACAUUGCUUAUUAACUAAGAGUAUCUUUUAAUAUAUUUUUCAACGUUAAGCUUUUUAUAUAAUAUCCGUUAUUACAUUUUAAUCUUACUGGAAAUAGAAUGAUUCUCAAUCUCCUCAAUUAUAAAAUAUAAAUUUGCCAACGUAUGUAUCAUAUAGAAAUUUUAUAUCUAAGUAUUCUAUAUUUAUAUUUGUAUUCUAUUGUAUGCUAUUUUAUCAAAUAAUGUUAAAGUGGAAAGCAAUGUGUUAAUAAAUAGGAAUAGGAAAAUGAAUAGGACGAAAAAAAGAGUAUAGAAUUUUUUAGUUAUGUAUCAUUAGUUGUUUCAUCCGGAACAUACAUUAAGAUUCGUUUGUUAAUUAAUUAUGUUGCUGUAUAUUGUUGACAAAAAUAAUGAAAUACUCGCUUAAUGAUCUGGUUGGGUUACUUUCUCUAGAUUUUUUAGGAAAAAAAAUAAAAUGGUUGUACACAUGAAAUUAUGUUUCAUAUCAUUUUUAAACGGAUUAUUGUAUAUUUUGUUGUUUUGACAAUAAUCACGUUUAAUCAAAAGGGGAAACAAAAAAUUGCAUUUUAGGUAGUUGUAAAAUGUGUAUUGUGAUCGUUUUGUUGUUAAAUUGGAGGAUAGUGCGUUGCACUUUAUGUUAUUUUACUUUAUUAUGCUUUGGAGCAUGCCUGGUGUCGUCAUGUUAAAGUUGCCUAUAAUUUUAAUCUCUCUAUGAUCUUCAAUAAAGUCAAAUAAUAAAUGGAAUUUAUACAAAAUAUGUACAAUAGAUAUUUUUAAAAUAUUAAUAUUACAGAAAAAAAUGGUGAGAUAAAUUAAAAGCUAUAAUGAAUUAUGUAUAAAUGAAUUUUUUUGUUAUUUUUAAUAUACAGAAUGGUUCAUUAUUAAAUAAAAUAUUUAGGAUUAUAAUUUUAUAAAUUUUUACUUGGAAAGGAUUGUAAAAUACUUCAUAUAUCAGCAAAAUUAUAUAUGAUUAGUGCAAACAGUUAAAGAGCUUAAAAUAUAAGCUUCGUAAUAAUAUUUCAGACACUUCAACAUGACGAUGUGCGCUUAUUCACAAUACUCAAACAAGUAGUUUAUACGUAAGUUUCGAUCUAAGAUUUAAAAGUCAUGUCCAUGUAAUCACGAUCCAUGCUCGAUCGUUCCAUAAAUUCCUUACCAAGUUUGUAUAUAAAUAAAAAAUUACAAAGCUUCAUGUAACGUAUAAUAGGAUCUUUUACAAGAUAAGCGUCGUAUAACAUAAUUGUAUAUAUAUAAUAUAAAACAAAAUACUAUAAUACUGUACAGUAGAAUAAAGAAUUAUCAAAACUGA
Bombus terrestris (buff-tailed bumblebee) is the source of this 7508-nucleotide messenger RNA. It is a transcript of the gene pns, whose product is annotated as DENN domain-containing protein 5B. The record is from RefSeq and is a predicted model, not a curated record. The transcript is spliced from 21 exons. Gene Ontology annotation, molecular function: guanyl-nucleotide exchange factor activity; small GTPase binding. Bases 195 to 4202 code for a protein of 1335 amino acids. Lineage: Eukaryota; Metazoa; Arthropoda; Insecta; Hymenoptera; Apidae.